AUGAAGGUGUCGUUGAAGACCAAAGCAUUGACAGCAAUGAACAAGAAAGAUCUCGAUGCCAAGUUGAUUGAGUUGAAAACCGAGUAUGCCAACUUAAGAACUGCUAAGGUCACCGGUGGUCAACCAGCAAAACUCUCGAAGUUGAGAGUCGUCAGAAGAAACAUCGCUAGACUCCUCACCUACAUGAACACUCAGAGAAAGAAUCAACUCAGAGUCUACUACAAACAAGCCAAAUACAUCCCAAAGGAGUUGAGACCAAGAACCACCAAAAAGGAAAGACUCGCUCUUACCCCAGAACAAAAGAAUGCCAAGACCAAGAGACAAGCUCUUAAGGCUUCUAUGUUCCCAAUGAGAAGAUUCUUCAUCCGUGCUUAA
This is a messenger RNA of Entamoeba invadens IP1, 375 nucleotides long. RefSeq names its product 60S ribosomal protein L35, putative. The coding region runs from base 1 to 375 and encodes 124 amino acids. The transcript is spliced from 2 exons. Gene Ontology annotation, biological process: translation; maturation of LSU-rRNA from tricistronic rRNA transcript (SSU-rRNA, 5.8S rRNA, LSU-rRNA). Gene Ontology annotation, molecular function: structural constituent of ribosome; mRNA binding. The record is from RefSeq and is a predicted model, not a curated record. Gene Ontology annotation, cellular component: ribosome; cytosolic large ribosomal subunit. NCBI's taxonomy places the organism in Eukaryota, Evosea, Mastigamoebida, Endamoebidae.